AUGUUUUCAAAGCAAAUUACCUCUCUUGUACGAUCUCAAUCUAUUUUUUCAUCUGUUGUAUUUAUGACUUCUGUUAGGUCUUUUUCUCGUAAUUAUGUAUCUAAAAGUAGAAAACUUUCAUCUUCACUCGUUUCAAUAACUUCUCAAAAUUCACGCGAAUUUUUAUCUAUGUCUUCAAUACCAACUUCAAAGGAAGAACAGCAACCACUUACUCCUCAGGUAACUUUUCAAGGACGAAAACUACCUGAUCAUUUGAUAAAUUUCGCUUCACCUCCUGGCAAAGAACUCUUUAAACAAGCACUUAACGAAGGUUAUGCCGAGGGUUACUUUAACUUGUCUAGUUGUUUCUCACAUCAAAUGGAACCAGCUUACUGUGGUUUAAGUUCUUUAUCAAUAGUUCUUAAUGCUUUACAAGUUACAGGUGCUCCUGUCUGGAAAGGACCAUGGCGAUGGUGGUCAGAUGAACUUUUAAACUGUUGUGCGAAAAUCGAAGAAGUAAAAAAAUCCGGAAUUACUUUUGAUCAAUUUGCAUGUUUAGCAAGAUGUCAUUGCGACACUGUUGUUAAACGUGGUAAUAAAGUGACAAAAGAAGAAUUUAUUUAUGAUUUAAAAACUGUUUGUUCUCGUUCUGAUAUUUUUAUGGUAAUUUCUUUUUCGCGAGAAACCAUGCAACAAACUGGUGACGGUCAUUUUUCACCUGUUGGGGGAUAUAAUCCUGACAAAAAUAUGGUUCUUAUAUUGGAUACCGCCAGAUUCAAAUAUCCAUCAUACUUUUCUUCGGUUGAUUUAAUAUAUGAAGCUAUGCUUCCAUUGGAUAAAGAAACUAAUCUUUCACGAGGUUAUUUCCUUCUUUCUUCAUAUACAUCUCAAAAGGCCAUUUCCCUUUGUAAAUUGUCUCAAGAAGGAUUUAAUACGGUAGUAAAUUGGACUACCCUUGGGAAAACUUUUUGUAAAGAUAUUCCUGAUCGCUUAAUCACUGAAAGACCAAAAACUUUAGAGGAGGUGAUAAAGGUGGUUUUCAACGAUCCGUUUAUAAGGUCAUUACAAAAUGCUAUGCAACGUGAUGUUGAUAAGUCUACCAGUUUUGAAGGGAAACCGGAAUCUGGUGAAUAUUACCUUAGCUAUUUAGUCAACGAUAUUAUCAUGUCGCCUUUAUAUCCAGUUGUUGAAUCUGUAUUUAAGAAACAAUCGUCAUCUCCAACACAACUUAACGAAAAUCAGACAGCUUUCGUUACCCUUUUCCUGCUUUCAUUUCCCACCAAAUUAUUCACGAUUUUGUCUCCAGAAUUAGUAAUUGAAUUGGAACAAUAUCGUGGUCGUACUAAUAUGUCUUCAGAAUUAAAACGUGAGGUGGAAAAGGUAAAUGAAGAAAUUGUGGACUUGAUUGAGAAUUUUUGCACCUGUAUGCAUGUCACAAAAGCCUUUUCAAUUUCAUGGGUUCACGAAGAUCUAUUAGCACAUCCACAGUAUAAAGUAUUUAUUUAUGAAAAUCAAUUAAUUCAAAAUAGUAGUUUAGAAAAGUUUGCGUUCGACGAUGUACAGACGGAAUCCAGUAAGGUUCCUACAUUAUCACAGUCAAGUUCAGAAGAUAAUGAGGAUUCAAAAUAUAUUUCAGUUAUAAUGCGUACAGCGACUAGACAGCCGUAUGUUUGUCAAAUACCUUAUAUUGCUAAUCAAACUUCGGAUGAAGAAAAUCCUGAAGAGAAUAGAGAAGAUGUUGACCUUAUGAGAAAAGGUUUAGCAUUAUUGGAACCAUUACAAAAUAAUUGUCUUUAUUAUAAUCAAGGAUGGUGGACUUAUGAAUAUUGUCAUCUAAGUCACGUUAAACAAUUUCAUCAAAUCAUUCGGCCUAACAUGAAACCUAUUGAAGAUAGAUCAGUAGCUUCAUUUUACUUAGGAAGAUAUGAUCCUCGUCAUGCAACUUUACCAUCUUCUUACAAGGAUAAGGAGGGCUCAAAGAAUUCUCAACAACAACUAGGUACAGAUUUACAAGCCGGUGGUGGUAAAAAAUAUUUGGUGCAAAGGUGGAGUGACGGAACAAAAUGCGAUUUGACGGGUAAACCUCGUAAAGUUGAAAUUCAGUUUCAUUGCAAUCCACAGUCCAAAGAUGGUAUUUCAGUAGUUACAGAAAUGUCUACAUGUUAUUAUCUUGUAGUUAUACACACACCAAGAUUAUGUAAUGAUCCUGCAUUCCUUAGCAAAAAUUUAAAUAAAGUUAAUCAUAUUGAAUGUAGAAGGGUCGUUUCAGAUGAAAGAUUUGAUCAAUAUAUGGAUAAAGAACGAAAAAGUUUAGAGAGUGGAGAAAAUGAAGGGGUGAUGAGCAAAGAAAAAGAACGUAAUGAUGACGAAUUAAAUGAUCCUUCAGAUGAAGGAUCAAUUGAAGAAGAAAAUAAUAAUGCUAAAGGACAUCCAAUUCAAAUUUAUUUUAUGGAUGAAAAUGGACAAUGGACAUUAGUUGAUGGCAAUGAAGCUGUGUUAAAAAGAAAUGAAUAUGAGAAAGACGAACCUAGUUAUUCAGAUUAUCAACAUAUUUUGGAAAGUUUAAUUACGCAAAAUCUUCAAGUUCGUCCUAAUAAUCCUUUCAAAAGGAAAGACAAUUUUGAAUCAGAUUAUUAUCAACAAAGUCAUCAAGCAAAAUUGAGUUUAAUUUAUGAAAUGGAUUAUGAAAAUGAUAACGAUAAAUUAGAUAAUA
Molecule: messenger RNA, 2692 nt
Organism: Funneliformis mosseae
Lineage: Eukaryota; Fungi; Glomeromycota; Glomeromycetes; Glomerales; Glomeraceae
Source: the annotation of a GenBank genome assembly